UGGACAGCUUCUGUGUGCUGCAUUGAGUGGUGCAUAGUGAAGUGUCUUGGAACGCUGUGAUUCAAUUCCUUCCCUGAGAGGUUUGGGAGACGGGCACCACCCUGCAAGGAAAGAGCAGAAGUCACUCUUCAUCUGCAAAAACAGAAAUAUUCCAGGCGUGCAAAGAUGCCUCGGUCAUUCCUUGUCAAGAAGUAUUUCACCAACAAGAGGCCAAAUUACAGCGAGUUGGAAAGCCAGAAUGCAGUCAUACCAGAGUGCUAUCCUCUUGCUGAGCUCCCGAUGAGGGACAACAACUCUGUGCUGACCUACUACCCCACCGCCCUGCUCUUCAACGUGGACGCCCUCCCAGCACCUCUCUCCCCUGUGUCCCCCGUCUCCCUCAUGGGUCCUGUGGACCUCAGCAGCUCCCCCUCCAGCAGCAGUGGGGAGGAUGAGGAGGAGGCAGGGCGCACAUCGGACCCCCCCAGCCCUGUACCCCCCCACCACAUCUACCACUGCCUCCACUGCAGUAAGACCUAUAGCAGCCCCUCAGGCCUCUCCAGGCACCAGCUCACCCACUGCCCCAGGGGCAGCGAGAUCAGCUCCGUACCCAGCCAGGCCUUGCCUCGACCAGCCUUCCACUGCAAAAACUGCCCAAAGGAGUACACCAGCCUUGGGGCUCUGAAGAUGCACAUCCGCUCACACACCCUGCCCUGCGUCUGCACCACCUGUGGAAAGGCCUUCUCCAGACCCUGGCUGCUCAGAGGACACAUCCGCACGCACACUGGUGAGCGUCCGUUCUCCUGCCAACACUGUAACCGUGCAUUUGCGGACCGCUCCAACCUGCGGGCCCACAUGCAGACCCACUCUGAGGUGAAGAAGUACCAGUGUGGUUCCUGCUCUCGCACCUUCAGCCGCAUGUCCCUGCUACACAAACACACUGCCUCCGGCUGCUGCCCUGCCUCCUAGACACACACCGACCCAGCGGCUUAGAACGUUUGGCCGAAGAUGCCACGGUUGUUCAAUUCCCCAUAAGGGAUGUUUACUGCGAUACAGACUGUAAGUUGCUCUGGGUGAAAGUAGGAACCGACUGUAGUGGGUUGAAAGACCCAGGACCACUCAGACAAUGUUUAGGGGGGAAUGGAUCCCCAAACACUGUCAUCCAUCAAUUUGGAGGGCUAUUAGGCACCCCCAUUGAGCAACCUCAUGGCCUGAAGGACAGGGAUGGGAGGGU
Molecule: messenger RNA, 1213 nt
Organism: Salvelinus namaycush (lake trout)
Lineage: Eukaryota; Metazoa; Chordata; Actinopteri; Salmoniformes; Salmonidae
Gene: snai1b
Product: snail family zinc finger 1b
Exons: 3
Coding region: 166-948 (260 amino acids)
Biological process (GO): regulation of DNA-templated transcription
Molecular function (GO): RNA polymerase II cis-regulatory region sequence-specific DNA binding; DNA-binding transcription factor activity, RNA polymerase II-specific
Source: RefSeq, a predicted model, not a curated record